AUGGAGUAUACCGUUUCUUCCCCAGAGUCACAGAGAGAGGGAGAAGGAAAGGCGGUUAGACUGAUUAUUCAGCGUUUUUGUGUUUGCCAAGCAUACAAGAUGCCAGGUGACUUGUCAUCAUUCUGUAAGUGCUGUGGAAAGUUUUUCUUUGCUUUUCUUGUGGAGGUGCAGAUAGUACUGAGAGUGAUAUGCUGAGGUAAUGGGGUUGAUGGCAGUUGAUGAUGGAGGUGAUGGCAUGAGAGGACUCUGUAACAGAGUAGGGCCACUGCCGGGAGGAAAUAAGUCUGAACAGUUUGCUCAUAUUGUGGAGCUGCUGAAGCACCGGGAGCACUGCUUUCAUCAUUUUAUAACAUCAUAUCACUCUGUCUUUAUAGCACUGUCACAGCAGCACACACCUCAACCACAUCUACUGGGAAAUAUCUCUCCAUCCUCCCUUUUCAUAUUAUAUCCGGGAUCUCCCUCUUUCUUUCUCCAUUUACUCUCUCUACUGAUCUUUUUUUUCUCUCUUUCCUGCUCUUCCAGUCCCUCGUAUUUCAUGUUGUGAGGUGUAGGAUCAUAAUUACAGUUGCCUUUCACCAAGGUGACAAGGGAUGUUUGGUUCUGUGAUUUGUUCACUGGGAAAAUAUCAAGGUCUUAGUGACUCAGUGAAAUAAGAUAAGAUGUGCUAGCUGUGCCACUAGAGAUCCUGGUUCGAAUCCAGGCUCUGUCUUAGCCGGCCACGACCGGGAGACCCAUGGGGCGGCGCACAAUUGGCCCAGCGUCGUCCAGGGUAGGGGAGGGAAUGGCCGGCAGGGAUGUAGCUCAGUUGGUAGAGCAUGGCGUUUGCAACGCCAGGGUUGUGGGUUCGAUUCCCAUGGGGGGCCAGUAUGAAAAAAUAAAAAAUUAAAAUUAUGUAUGCACUCACUAACUGUAAGUCGCUCUGGAUAAGAGCGUCUGCUAAAUGACUAAAAUGUAAAAUGUAAAUGUAAAUGUGCUGGGGGCGUCCUGUUUCCCCAAUGGGCUUUGAGCUUUGGUCGAGACCAGCCAUCCUUACAUCCUUAGACAAUCAUAUCCAAGAGCAAUUUGUUUGAAUACGUAAAUGGCUUCUGCUACAGUAAACCUGCUUUCAUAGUACAUAUUUCAUUUCAGUGUGCCAGUUCAAGUGCCUGUGAUUUGUCAUUGUGGUACGUCAUUCACACAACUGUAAGUCUCAGCUUUGUGCUUUAGUUGUACUCAGAUUCAUGAUAACGCUGAUCAGGAAUGUGAUACGUCUCUUUGAUCAUAGAAUCUGAACAUUUGUCAGUAGAUCCAGAUCUUGACGUUCGGUUUGGUUCUCCAAAUUGCAAUGUUCUUAUUUUUUUACCCAAUUCUAAAUGCAGUAAUAUCCUUCCAUCUGAACGCCUUGUUGAUCCAUUUUGAGUUACUGUUGAGGUCUUUCUCAAACCCAAUGAUCUGCUCAAACCGGCUCAAGCCAACGCCUGCCUGCCUUGCAGUUGCUCAGGCAUCAGAUAAGUGUCACCGUGCAUCGGAUUGAAAAUCCAUACUUAUAGGAGUUAUUUUAGUGACACUAGCCUCUCUGUCCCACAGAAAUAACUAUGCAGCUCUGACAAUAGGCCACUGUUGACGAAAUAUUAGCAUGCAGAUUCCCCUGGUGUUUUUUCUACACCAUUUCGUCCAGUAUAGUGUCUGCAUUGUUCUUCAGGGAGCGCUGCACUGCAUGCCCUGUGCUCCGGGAGCUAGCUAGCAUGGUGGCUUCUGUCAGAGGGGAUAAGUUACAGUUAAUGCCGUAGAUCUCAGCAUCACACUGAUGGCCAUAGUGUCCGUUUGGGUCCAUUCGCACAUGUGGAAAACAAAUGGAGAAACGUGUGAAUUAGCAUUUCAGCAUUGGACAUUCAAUGACAAAUGGCUGACCUAGGGAUAUGAGUACCACCCUGCAUCCCACUGCUGGCUUGCCUCUGAAGCUAAGCAGGUUGGUCCUGGUCGGUCCCUGGAUGGGAGACCAGAUGCUGCUGGAAGUGGUGUUGGAGGGCCAGUAGGAGGCACUUUUUCCUCUGGUCUAAAAAAAUAUUUAUCCCAAUACCCCAGGGCAGUGAUUGGGGACAUUGCCCUGUGUAGGGUGCCGUCUUUCAGGUGGGACGUUAAGCGGGUGUCCUGACUCUCUGUGGUCACUAAAGAUCCCAUGGCACUUAACCCCUGUGUCCUGACUAAAUUCCCAAUCAUCCCCAGCUUAUUCCUUCCUCUCCCUUGUAACUAUUCCCUAGGUCAUUGCUAUAAAUGAGAAUGUUUUCUCAGUCAACUUACCUGGUAAAAUGAGUUCUGUAAAGGAAUGUGGAAAGUAUGCCAUUAUCAUUCCAAGAGAGCUAUUGGGCUUGGGGAAGGAUAUGUGUGUGCUAUGUUACUUUUAUACAGUAUUAUAACUGUAAAGACCUUUUGGCAUGGACUGAGUAGGAGACACUGUGAAACCGUUUUGAUAGUAGGUAAUGACCCUUGCUAACAAUGUAUGGUUUUCCCAGUUGCAAUAAUCUCCUAGCUAUGUAUUUUAUCCAUGUUCUGGGUCUAUUACAGGGCAUGUCACUCAGGAUCCCUUCUCUGUUGAGUUUCUCUGGCAGAAAGAGCAGGGUCUUGUCAAAGGGCCCCAUUGUGCAGGGCCCUUGUGCGCCAUGCAGGCCCCAUAGUCCAAUAGAUAACCCUUGUUGUUUCUGCGCAGGCCUGGGAUGAGGCAGAUGUGAACCCGAACAAUGGCUGCCCCUCUGAGAAGGCGGCGGCGGUGACUGACUCCACGGGCACUGAGGGGCCCAGCAGCUCCUGGAACGAAGCCAGCACAGCUGAUGCUGACGAUAGCGCCGUGCCACGCCCCCACCUGGUCCGCCUCUUCUCCCGAGAUGCCCCGGGCCGCGAGGACAACACCUUCAAAGACCGCCCUUCUGAAUCGGAUGAGCUACAGACCAUCCAAGAGCACAGCGGAGCGGGAUCAGAGUGUGGUUCAGAGGAUCAGGAUCUAGACUAA
Molecule: messenger RNA, 2986 nt
Organism: Coregonus sp. 'balchen'
Lineage: Eukaryota; Metazoa; Chordata; Actinopteri; Salmoniformes; Salmonidae
Source: the annotation of a GenBank genome assembly